ACGGCUCUCCUCUCCUCUCCUGUCAGCACUUCAGCCUGCCCUGCCACAAAAAACGCAAUAGGAUGAGAGGCGAGAACUGCAGGUGUACAACAGGACUAAAGGCACAUCGGGAUAGUGGUGUAGCCUAAUAAUAAUAACAACGAGAAACACACACCUUCGUCCUUCUUCGGAGGUUACUUAAUAUCGUAAGACAAAGUUGGCGUUAAAAUGCUCUCCACACUGCUGCCCGUGAAGACACUGGUGGUGCUCGGCCUAGUCCUCACCUGUACACCACCUGGGACGGCGCAGCCAAUCACAGCAGAGGAUGCCAGGACCAGAGUGGUCCAUGUGCUAGAGGAUGAGACCGGCGCUGUGAUCGUCCAGACGGCGCCGGGGAAGGUCGUGACCCAUCGCGGCGGCUCCAUCACCUUGCCCUGCCGCUACCACCACGAGCCCGAGAGCACCGACCCGGCCCGCAUACGCAUCAAGUGGACCAAGGUGACGGACGCGCUGCAGUUCGAGGACGUGUUUGUGGCGCUGGGUCGGCGUCAGCGGGUGUUUGGCGAGUACCGCGACCGCGUGUCCCUGGAGCUGGCGGGGCCCGGCGACGCCUCCAUCAUCAUCCACAACGUCACGCUGCAGGACUACGGACGCUACGAGUGCGAGGUCACCAACGACAUGGAGGACGACACCGGCUUUGUCAACCUCGACCUCGAAGGAGUGGUGUUCCCGUACUACCCCAAGGUGGGCCGCUACAGGCUGAACUACCACCAGGCCGAGGAGGUGUGUCGGGAGCAGGACGCCAUCUUGGCCUCCCACUCGCAGCUCCACAAGGCCUUCCUGGAGGGGCUGGACUGGUGCAACGCUGGCUGGCUGGAGGACGGCUCUGUGCAGUACCCCAUCGCGCACCCGCGCGACCAGUGCGGACGCAAGGACACCCCGCCGGGCGUGCGCAACUACGGCUACAGGCACAAAGACGACGAGCGAUAUGACGCCUUCUGCUUCACGUCCAAGCCAAAUGGUCGGGUCUACUUCCUAAAGCGCUACAAGAAGAUCAACUACCUGGAGGCCGUGAAGGCGUGCCAGCGCGAGGGCUCCGGCAUCGCCAAGGUGGGCCAGCUGUACGCCGCAUGGAAGUUCCAGCUGCUAGACCGCUGCGAAGCCGGCUGGCUGGAGGACGCCAGCAUCCGCUACCCCAUCGUCAACCCGCGUGCCCGCUGCGGAGGGCCCGACCCCGGCGUGCGCAACCUCGGCUUCCCAGACAAGAAGUUCCGGCUCUACGGCGUGUACUGUUUCCGCAACAACGACGAGAGCAACGACAUCGAGUCCUUCACGAAGAAGGAGGUGAAGAUGGGCAGCACCAAACAAUCCAAUGUUACCACCACUACUACUACUACUACUAGUACUACUAUUACCAAGGGUGUUUGAUGAGAAUGAGAAAUGCUGCAUGAGAUACUGUACAGUAUGACCUACAGUAGCUUUUGAACAGAAAUACUAUGUUCCAAAACAAAAAACCUGACCAAGCUGAUGUGCAAUUCUGUUCCUGAUUGCUUUGACAACGUAAAGCACUGCUAGCUUACAGUAGUAGCCUACAGCUUAGAUGCAGUGCUUUCUCUUUAUUUUCGCAAACAAAACAAAAAACAAUAGAAAUGCAAACAGGUUUCAGCUGUAGUGGCCCAUUCUAAACUUAAACACUUCAAAUGAUCUCAGAUCAAGCUUAGAUUCUCCUCUCCAGCUCACAGGCAGAGAGAGAGAAGAUGGGGUUUGUGCUUUAUGUCUAGUGAGGAGAGGAUGUUUUUCUCCCUUGGAGGCUCUAAGAAGACUGGGAGCUGUCCCCGAGGUACUUUAAUUCACCAUGGCGACAGGAAAAGAGACAAUUAAAACAAACCAUUUCAGGAAUGCAGCACAUUUAGCAUGACUCUCCCCGUCUCUCUCUCUCUCUCUCUCUCUCUCUCUCUCUCUCUCUAGCUCUCUCUCUCUCUCAAAUGCUAGCCUGAAAAAGAGUGAAGGGCUUUGAAGCACAAACUCCAGCUUAGUUUGUUGUUCUCCAGGUGUUGCCAUUAGCUGUGCUUUGCUAAGCAUACGUUGGCGUUUUCUGUGAACUCCUUUUUUUCCGCAGCAGACAGUCAUUCCAUCUGAUUGCCUUUUGUGAGCGUGUACUACAUUUGCUAAUGACAUCCAUUAUGCACAGUACAGUAUACAUAUGCUGGCUUUUAGAAAAGACUCAUAUAUUAUAUUUUUAUGACAGAUUUUAAAUCACGAUAGAGUCCAAACAAACCAACAAGCAUGUUCGAAGUAUGGUAGACAUCCCUGUACCUGUAGUUACAAGGCUGCAUUUAAAUGGAAAACAACCGAAUGUCUUUCAACUUUGUAGCUGCUUGACUACCUCAUCUAAUGUAGACCAUUGCAUUAGAGGAUAACCGUUGCACUAUUCACCACACUCUGAACUGAACUGGCACUACUUUUGUCUGGUCUGCAU
Messenger RNA from Engraulis encrasicolus (European anchovy), 2458 nucleotides. RefSeq names its product hyaluronan and proteoglycan link protein 4 (gene hapln4). The coding region runs from base 208 to 1407 and encodes 399 amino acids. Gene Ontology annotation, cellular component: perineuronal net; synapse. Lineage: Eukaryota; Metazoa; Chordata; Actinopteri; Clupeiformes; Engraulidae. Gene Ontology annotation, biological process: central nervous system development; glial cell differentiation; cell adhesion. Gene Ontology annotation, molecular function: hyaluronic acid binding. The transcript has 6 exons. The record is from RefSeq and is a predicted model, not a curated record.